Molecule: messenger RNA, 1110 nt
Organism: Chaetomium fimeti
Lineage: Eukaryota; Fungi; Ascomycota; Sordariomycetes; Sordariales; Chaetomiaceae
Product: Cullin binding-domain-containing protein
Exons: 3
Coding region: 1-1110 (369 amino acids)
Biological process (GO): protein neddylation
Cellular component (GO): ubiquitin ligase complex
Molecular function (GO): ubiquitin conjugating enzyme binding; ubiquitin-like protein binding; cullin family protein binding
Source: RefSeq, a predicted model, not a curated record
AUGCGCCGCUUCUUCCAUUCUUGCUUCAACAAACGACCAGAGUCAACGCCACCCCACACCCAAGGGUCGACCGAGACAGAUAGCAGUGACGCAACACUCGUUCCUCCGCAUCCACCACCACAUUCUUCCGGGCUCACAAUACGAGACCGUAUGAGAGCCACAGGCAAGGGAAAGGGCGGAUUAGAAGCAGAGUCAUCUACCGCCAAGACACCGACCAUGCCAAAAGCUGCAAAGGAGAAGAAGGCGACCAAGGCGGCGAAGGACCGGAAACCCUACUCAAAGGCGGCAAGGUCCGACCCCGCGUAUUACAACGACAAUCAGAACCAUGGCGGCAAUAAUAAGGCGGACGCAGCAGCGAGGGCGCAGCUGAACCAGUUCUUCGAUGACCUCAUUCCAGAGGAGGAGAAGGCGCGAAGCUCAGAACCGAUUUCCGAGAUCGGCGCCGAGCAGUCCAUGGCCUACCUCGAGCGCCUCGAGGUCAACAUGGCCAGCUACGAGCUCUUCGUAGUGCUCGAAAUCGUCAAGGCCGAGUCCAUCGGCACCAUCACGCGCUCGGGCUUCGUCGACGGCUGGGCGCGCGUCAUCGCGGAGACGAGCAACCACGCUAACAGCAACAUGCGCAUCACGCCCGACUGGGCCGGCCAGCAGCGCCACGUGCGGGGGCGCAUCGCCCAAGUCAUAGUCGAUGACGACUACUUCAAGACCCUCUACGACUUUGCCUUCCAGGUCGGCCGGGAACCCCCGCAGAAGGCCAUCGGGAUGGCGGUCGCCGUCGGGUUCUGGGAGGGCCUGUACGAGCCCAACUCCAACCCGUGGCGGUCGGCGCACGUCAACUGGCUCGAGAACUGGACGACGUACCUGCGGGAGAAGUACGGCGUCGUCAAGGUGAACGAGGACGGCGAGGAGGAGGUCGAGUACAAGCGGACCGUCAGCAAGGACCUCUGGACGCAGACCCGCCUGUUCGCCAUGAAGACGAUGAAGGACGAGACGCUAGGGUUCUGGUCCGAGGAGCAGGCCUGGCCGGGCGUCAUCGACGACUUUGUGCUGUGGUGCAAGGAGAAGGGCAUCGUGGAGGAGAAGAAGGCCGAGGACGCCAUGGACGCGGAAUAA